Molecule: messenger RNA, 780 nt
Organism: Rotaria sp. Silwood1
Lineage: Eukaryota; Metazoa; Rotifera; Eurotatoria; Philodinida; Philodinidae
Source: the annotation of a GenBank genome assembly
AUGUUUAUGGGUGACAUUACAUCAUUAAAUAAAAAACAACAAUUUCGUAAUGCAAUUAAACUACAUCCUGAAUGGAAUCUUACAUAUGCUAAAGAUCAUACAUAUUGGGAAGGUGCUCUCAAUGAUGGAAUAGAUCGUGGUAAUCAACCAUACUAUUGUCCUGUUGGAUGGAAAAGAUAUGCUUUGUAUGUUACUGAUCAUUUUCCUGAGAAAUUUAAAGGAUGGUGUAAAUGUUACCAUGGUACAAAAUUUUCAUAUGGUUUGUCUAUAUUAUUAUGUGGACUAAAACCAGCAGAAAUUGCAGCACAUGGUAAGGGAAUAUAUGUUAGUCCAUCGAUAAACUAUGUAUGCCAUCCGAGAUAUUCUGAAAUUAAACAUAUUGAAACGCCAGAACAAAAGAAAGUUUUUAAAUCUGGUGAAUAUAUUCAAUUCGUAUUAGAAUGCCGUGUUCAUCCAACUAAUAUUAAAAGAAUAGUGAAGGAAACAUUGGGAGCUAGUGGUACUAUUAUUGAUUCUAAUAUCAAUAAUGAUAUUAUUGAAUGGUUAAUAGAUGAUCAAAAUAAAGACGUUGUGGAUUUUAAUGAUCCAGAUGCUUCUAUUGUUUGUACUGGAUUAAUGAUACGUGUUACCGAUAAUCAUCCUGGUCUAUUACCUGAAUCAGAUUGGUGGUUUAAAUCACAUUUAUGUAACACAAAAAGAUGUUGUUGUUUAGAUAUUGAUUUUGACGAGUUAAAACAACAAAAAAACAAGGCACAUACAUGUAAUAUUGUCUAUGAAUAA